GGACCGGAGAAAACAUACGCUCAUGUGUGCAGCCGGAGAGUGGUAACAGCCAACGCAAGGCACGUCGAACUACAGAUCCCACAAUACAACGGGGGAAGGACGCGCUUUUUCAAGGCCCGAAACCGACUUCUGAAGGGGAGGACGCAACGAGGCACGCUGGGACUUGUAGUCAACUGUUCCACGUUGAGCCGGAACUUAACCCACCCCACCCCCCAACCCGGUGCCACUUCUUAAAGCCCAAACAUCCGAUUCCACGUCAAUAGAAGGCACUUGGAUUGCACGUUUUAGAACUUUUUCACCCACAGGCGUAUGCUAGCAAAACUUACAGGCUUCGUCGUUUUUGACAGACAUUUAGACAACAUUUAUUGAGUUUCUGUAAGUGUCAGGACCUAACAGCCAGACGUUACAUUCUACCCGACUUCACAGAAUUUAAUUUUUUACUGUGCUACUUUAUUCUGGAGCUCAUAAAUGAAGUACGUCCUCGACAAAGAAAUGGAGAAUUCUCACCUCCAGUGCAUUCCCUAGAAGCCACCAUGAGGUGUUCAGGCAGACCCAGGCAGAAGACUGAUCUUUGAAAAUAUGUAUUUGGGAGAUAAUCACGUUCUGUUGAAUACCUUGUGCUGGUGCUGCCAUCGAAAAAUCUGGUUACAGUCUGGGAAGGCCUGCUACGGUUGCAGGACUGAACCACCUCGGCCCUGA
This is a messenger RNA of Meriones unguiculatus (Mongolian gerbil), 699 nucleotides long. RefSeq lists its product as uncharacterized. NCBI's taxonomy places the organism in Eukaryota, Metazoa, Chordata, Mammalia, Rodentia, Muridae. The record is from RefSeq and is a predicted model, not a curated record. The transcript has 3 exons. The coding region runs from base 580 to 699 and encodes 39 amino acids.